AUGAAGAAAGGACUAGGUUGUUGCACCAGGGGGAGGAAAAUUAGCAUUGAUCAUGAUCAAGAAAGAAUCAUGACAUAUAAGGGUCUUGAGAGUUGCAUUCUAAAUAACCAAUCUUAUGAAGAGGAAAGCAGAACUAGUAGAGGUGAUGGAUGCAUAACUGAUUCAUUUGAUGAAGAUGAUUCAAGCUGUUCUUCAAGCAAAGAUGCUUUUGGAUCAUUCUCUUCGAAAUGUUUAACAAUGAAAAGGGAGGAUGAACAAGGACUUGAAGAAUGGGAACUCUCUGAAAGUCCUCAACAGUUUUAUGUCAAAGAGAAACCUUAUGCAAUUCAACAUUCAGAUAUUGAAGCCAUGAAGGAAAAGUUUUCAAAGCUAUUACUUGGUGAAGAUGUUACAGGAGGAACUAAGGGCAUCGCUACCGCUUUGGCACUGUCUAAUGCCAUCACAAACCUAGCAGUUACUGUUUUUGGUGAGCUUUGGAAAUUGGAGCCUUUAUCUGAAGAAAGGAAGUGCAAAUGGCGGAGAGAAUUGGAUUGGUUAUUGUCUCCUACUAACUAUAUGGUUGAGCUAGUUCCUGCUAAGCAAAACAAUGCUAAUGGCCGGAUCUUUGAGAUCAUGACACCGAAAGCCCGUGCAGACAUUCAUAUGAAUCUUCCAGCACUCCAGAAAUUGGACUCUAUGCUUAUCGAGGCACUUGAUUCGAUGGUGAAAACAGAGUUUUGGUAUGCAGAGGGAGGAAGCCGGACCGAAGGGAAAGACACUAGUGAGCAACAUAGUAAAAGAUGGUGGCUUCCAUCUCCUCAAGUGCCUAAGACUGGUCUUUCUGACACCGAAAGAAAGAGGCUGGUUCAUCAGGGAAGGGUGGUUCAUCAAGUAUUCAAGGCUGCCAAAUCUAUCAAUGAAAAUGUGUUGCUUGAAAUGCCUGUGCCGGGAGUUAUUAAAGAUGCACUUUCAAAGUCAGGAAAGGCAAACCUUGGACUAGAACUGCACAAGGUUUUGACAACUGAAUCAAGCUGCGGAGAAGACAUCCUUAAAUCUCUGAAUUUGAAAUCUGAACAUAUGGCUCUCGAGACCAUUAAUAAAUUGGAAGCUGUUAUAUUCUCUUUGAAAGAGAGGACUGUGGAACAAGUCACUGGAAAAUCACCAGCUAGAACCUCAUGGUCUUUUGUGAAGGGCCCUUUGUCAGAAGUUGAUAAAACAGAGUUAUUAUUGGAUCGCGCCGAAACACUGUUACAGCUGCUUAAAAUCAGAUACCCCAACCUUCCUCAAACAUUUCUUGAUGCUGCUAAAGUACAAUAUGGCAAGGAUAUUGGACAUUCGAUUCUGGAAGCUUAUUCCAGAGUUCUUGGAAAUUUAGCAUUCAGCAUACUAACUAGAAUUGGAGAUAUAUUGCAAGAGGAUUCUCUAAGCAAUUCUGGUUCACUAAGUUCCUCUCCUGGAACAAAUAUCUCUGAAACUUGGAUGACGGAUUCACAUAUUAGGCAAUCCUUACUUCAAAAGAUGAACAAAGCAGAUGGUCAAUCUCGCAACAGUACUUCAGAUUUUGAACAUGAAUCUUUUGAUGCCAAAUCCAAGGAUGUAAUAACAACUACACCAAGCAGGAGUAGUGUUUGGUGCAUUAGUAGAGAGGCUUGUGCAAGUUUGUCUACUCCAAAUUCUCCAUAG
Vicia faba (fava bean) is the source of this 1662-nucleotide messenger RNA. NCBI's taxonomy places the organism in Eukaryota, Viridiplantae, Streptophyta, Magnoliopsida, Fabales, Fabaceae. The record is from the annotation of a GenBank genome assembly.